Molecule: messenger RNA, 5435 nt
Organism: Chrysoperla carnea
Lineage: Eukaryota; Metazoa; Arthropoda; Insecta; Neuroptera; Chrysopidae
Gene: Eip93F
Product: mushroom body large-type Kenyon cell-specific protein 1
Exons: 5
Coding region: 833-4987 (1384 amino acids)
Biological process (GO): regulation of transcription by RNA polymerase II
Cellular component (GO): nucleus
Molecular function (GO): DNA binding
Source: RefSeq, a predicted model, not a curated record
UAUAGGUUGAGUGAGUGAGACACACCGAGACAUAUGCAUUAAAUAAGGAUAAAUAGACUAGAGUGCAUGUGCAAAAGAAGUGGGAGAAUCUCAAUGUUGAAAAGAGAUGUUAAUGUUUUAUAUAUAUGUAGUUUAGUUGCAUCGGCGCGUGGCGUCGCAUCGGACUCUCGUAUAGUACUUGUUGCGUCAGAGUGGUGACGUCAAAUUUAUUAUACUUCUACAAUACCCUACAAUAUACACAUAGCCUAUCUCCCUCACACAUGUCUACACUUACAAUCUACAGGCGAAUUUCUUUUUAACAAAAUUUUUUCGAUUACAUAUUCGAUAUUUUCUUCACCAAAAACACACCAAAAAAAAAACAUGCAUGGAACGGCGACGGGCUUUCAUCAUUCCAACCGAAAAAAAAAUUCAAAACUUAUAGACAAAUGAAGUGAAAAAAAAUACGUAAACUUUUAAAAACUGUGAAAUAAAAAAGUGUAAUGUGAAACAGAUAUACGUAAAACAGUUACGUUUUUGUGAAGUGUGCAAUUUGAAAAAUUAUAAAAAAAUACGUGUUUAGAAAAAAAAAAAGAAAAACAAAACUUAAGUGCAAUAUUAGUGAGUUAAAAAAAAUUUAAUUUAAAACUUUUUGUUAAAAAAAAAAUUUUUUUUUUGUGAAUUUAAUUUUUAAAAAGUAUUUAAAAAGAAAAUUAUAAGAAAAAUAAAUUUGUUGAAUUUUUGAUUAAUAAAAUGCAGCAAUGUGUUUUUGUGAUGAAAUGGGGGGCACGUAAUGCGGAGCGGACUGUAUUAAGUCGCGCCGAUCAAAGUGUGUCCAACGGUGCGCCGAAGAAAAAUGGCGGAAUGCUCUUAUUCGCGUUGCGUUCAAGAGCGUAGAAAUAUACGUCGCGAAUUGCAAAAAUGGACCAAAAAUAUGGUUUAUGUAGUUGGAUUGGAACGAGUCGCUGAAGAAUUGAUGGGUCGAAGGAAAUGGAAACUAUAUCAAGAAUCUCUAACAAAGAGCUCGUCCAUUGCAUCAUUAUUAGCAAACAAUAUAAACAAUCAACAAUUGAUACAAGAGCAUUUAGCAACAAGUACAAUAACUCCAAACAACAACAGUACGAUAACUACUACAGCAACACCCUUCUCCUCUUCCAUAACAAACAACACCACCGUUGGCACAACGUCCAUAAUCACCACCACCACCCCCCAAACUCCCACCAACAUCAACAACAACACUAUCGUCCCCAUCACUGCUGCCACGAACAACAACACCACGACCACCACUACCUUAAACAACAACAACAACAACAACAACAGUGUUGUGAAAAUCGAAAACGAGACCUACAACGAGGAUCAGGACGAUUUAAAGACGUCAUCAACGACAGCAGCAUCGCCUGGUGUUGUAGAAACAACAGGUGUGACGACACCCACUGCAGGUGUGACGACAGACAGUGGACAAAAUUGUUCAACACAAAAUUGUACGUCGCAAAGCAAAUUAGAAGAACGAUUAAGGCAUCCACCAACACCGACACCACCAGAACACCAAAAUCAUCAUCAGCAUCAGCAUCAACAUUCAGCAGCAAACGUUGCAACAACAUUUACAAGUUCUGGCGAAAUAUUAGAAGUAAGAGAUUGGAGCCCUUCGGAGAAGUGUUUGUUUUGUGUAGACGGCAAACUGGAUUCCCGCGAUAGUGAAACGCCCUUUAUGCAGGGGUCGGCAUUGAGUCCACAAGCAUCCGACAGUGAGACAAGUGAUAAUAGUCACAGUGAUACAGAAACACCAACCAAUAUAGCCCAUCAUUUACCAACAUUGGCAUCAACGCUAUCUCCUCAACAAUUAUUACAAAACAAUAAUCAUCAAAAUAUGGCAACAAUUGAAAGUGUACAUUCAAUGGCUGUAUCCUUAGCUGCUGUUGCCGCCAUGACAAAUAAUAAUGCCUUGGGUGGUGUUGGAAAUGUUGGAAGUGGUAAUCCACCCAUAUCAUUCUAUCCUCCAGCAUUAUUAUCACCAUGGUAUUUUAAUAAUAUACGUAAUUUUAAUCACGAAGCUGUUACGGCAGCAGCGUUACAGCAACAACAACGGCGAUUAGAAAUUGAUGUGCCAUCAUCAACAUCACCAGAUAAAACAACGGCCAGUCAACAGCAACCUCAACAAUCUAGUAAUAAUAGCUCAAAUAGUAAUCAUAAUAGUAAUACGGCGGGAGCAUCAGCGGAACAGCCAUUAGAUUUAAGUUCAAAAGGUGGUGGAGGCUCGUCCUCAUCAUCGACAACGUCUACGGCUACAACGGGUAACUUAAAUAAUCAUACGACACAACAUCUUCUACAUGGUACGAUAAACGUACCUGGUGCGGGUACACUGGAUCCCAGUAAAUUAGCGGCGCAUCGAAUGCCUGGUCAAACUACGAUUGAUAAUAAACAUAUAUUCAAUUUUGAUUCCAGAGCAAAACCUCGGAUGUCAACGGUGACUGGCCGGCGGACAUACACUGAAGAUGAACUACAAGCCGCCUUACGUGACAUACAAUCUGGAAAAUUGGGAACACGUCGUGCCGCAGUUAUAUACGGUAUACCACGCUCCACAUUACGUAAUAAAGUCUAUAAAUUAGCAAUGGAACGGGAACGUGAAAGUCAUUUACUAUCCGCCGCUCCAGUAAAAUUAGAAGAUGAUGAAACAAAUGUAACGACUGAAGAAAAAGAAUUGUCAGGUGAUGAGGAAGAGAAGGAAGUUGAAAAAGUAUUACAAAAACCUUUAUUAUCAAUGGAUGAUAUUUUACGGUUUUCUACAUUAGAAUCACCAAUUACAGAAAAUUUAAAACAUUUACUGCAAAAAGGUGUUUGUAAAGAUACGCAAGAAAGUUUAGAAGCUAAUAAUUUUGCCCCUUAUAUACAAUCGUUGUUGUUACGGGCGUCCGGUGGUUUGAUUUCGGGACAUAAAACUGAUCAAUUAAUGAGUGCAAUUAAGUUAACUGAAACGGUACAAAAGUUGUUAGCCGAAUCAGAACAAUCUGAUCAACAUUCAGAUAUUGUGAACAAUGGUUGUGGUACCACUGAACGUAGUUUAUCGCGACAAAGUUCUACAAAUUCUGUUAUAAUUCGUAACGACAAAAUACCUCCAAUGAAAUCAGGCACACCAGAAGUAAUUGAUACAGAAACAAAUGAUUCACAACAGCAGACCAGUGACUCACCAUCAAAUGUGAUACUCAAAAUUCCGUCCUUCAAACCUACAACCAGUAAAAAUGGUGGUGAUAUAUUUCGACAAAGUCCAAAUGUAUUAGAUCCACAAACACCGUUAAAUAUUACAUCCCCACACCAUGGAAGUGGGAGUAUUGGCGGUGGCGAAUCAAAUUCACCACCAGCUGCUAUACUUGGUAAAGGUAUAAUGUCAUUGAAGGACGUCAUUGCCAAGAGUAUCAGUCAAAAGUUUCAACAAAACGAUCAAAUGAGUUUGAAAAUGGCAGCAGCUGUGGCUACUUCCCCAGUUAUAGAUAUGGAUUUUAAUUCAAUCAAACGUGGUCGAUAUACACCUCCUCCGUCAAUGGGUGGUGGGAUAUCGGUUAUUAAAAAUCAUCAAGAUAUGCAUGCAAAUCGACAAUUUCCACAACCACCAAAACCUCAAAAUAAUAAUUCAUCAGCAAAUUCUCAGCAACAAUCCCAGCAAAUGGGAGGAGGAAAAGGCACACGACCGAAACGUGGAAAAUAUCGUAAUUAUGAUCGUGAUAGUUUAGUGGAAGCAGUGCGCGCAGUGCAACGUGGUGAAAUGUCUGUGCAUAGAGCAGGAAGCUAUUACGGUGUGCCACAUUCUACGCUAGAAUAUAAAGUAAAAGAAAGGCAUUUAAUGCGACCUAGAAAACGUGAUCCCAAACCUCAACCUACUGAUGGUGAUAUUAAAACACAAACAGUACCAAGUAAACCUCAAGAACAAAUACGUAAUAUAGCAGAUAAAAAUAAAACAAAUAUUAAACCACCUACCCAAAAAUUUUCACCCACAUCACCGAAUGGUUUAAAAAUGCCGUUGUUUGAUCCAAGUAUGACACCAAUUGGAUACAACCAUCCUCCAUUCCCAUUUUGGCCACAUCCAUCAUUCCAUCCAAUGCAAAUGCCAUCUACCUCUGGAUUCCCGCCUCAUCCAGAUUUAUUUGCCACGCAAAUGAUGCAAAGGAUACAGGAACAAAAUGUUGUAUCAUCACCACCACAUUCUAGUACCUCUUCCGGAGUACCCACUGCUGCACAACUAGCAGCGGCGGCAAACUCGGCAAGUACACGAGAAAUCGCCGAAUCACUGUAUGAUGGCACUGGUGCAAAUGGUACUUUUUUAGAUGGUAUUAUAAGGUCGAGCCUUGAGAUGGGUAUACCUGGUUCCAGUAACAACAAACAUGGCGAAGAUAAAUCAUUAACACCAGAAAAUAUGUCGAAUAAGGCGUUGUUGGAUCAAUUAUGUAGGAAUAGUCGUCUAACACCGUUACCCAAGCCGAAUUUAUUAGAUCCACAAAGUUCUGGUGAUGAAAGUAGUUCAUACAAUUCAAAACGUACACAAAGUCCAAUAAACUUUUCACGUGAUUACACUGAUAAUAAAUUAGAUAGUACACCCGUAAACUUUUCAAGUGGGGGUCGUAGUGGGGGUGGUCGGAAUUCAACUGACAUUGUUGAAUUAUCAAAUGAUUCAAAUGAAUCAACGACAGCGCCAUUACCAAUUAGUGACCGAAAACGUAAACAUUCGAUUGAUAAUCAUUCAGAAGGUGAAGGUGAAAGAUCAUCAACGACAACCAGUCCUUCACCCACAUCGAGAAUUUAUGUGAAACCACAAUUUCAAGAAAUAACAAAACCAGAAAAUUUAAAACCUGAAGUAUUAGUACGAUUUAAUCGAUUACAUGAUACUGUCGGCAGUAGUUUAUCCGAUUUAAGUGAACAAUCGCAUACAAUGUUAUCGGAUCGAAACGGUAUAAAAGAAACAGUUGCAGUUGUAGAUGAAAGUGCCUCAAUUGUGAAACCGGAAGCGGGGGGCCAAGACUGACAUCUAGCACGGUUUUUAUAAAAUAGCAUUUUUGUUUUUUAGUUUAUUUGUUUGUUGCAAGACAUUUUUAACAAAAAAAAAAAAACUGCAUUGUUGUUGGCGAGUUGUAAACAAUUUUUUUUAAACGUUAUUUUUUUUAUGGAAACAUAGUUUCCGUUGUUUCUCGUUACAAGAAAAAUGACAUCGUUAUGUAUAGAGAAGAAAAAACAGCAGAUUCUUAAUUCUCAUUUUGAGCAAAAAAUAUAUAAAAAUAAAAAAACAAAAUUAUGUGUUCAAGAUAUUUUUUGAUUUUCAUCAAAGCAGUACCAACCACACCAAAUAUCUCUAAAAUAUAUUUUUGUGUCGUAUGUAAAAAAAUUAAUCAUCAACCCCGCCCUUCCCCCAGUGAUUAAACUAAAUUAAUAAGUGUUUUUUCGGAGAAAAUAAAAUUUAUAUAAAAAAAAAAAUA